UCCAUUGGCAGGUUCGUGGUUGCAGUAAUGCUCCACGCCACUGAGCGGCCGGCCGGCGCUGUUUCCCCGGCUCCCGGCAUGUGGUCCGCCCACCUCCGGCCGCAAGGAGGUUAGGUUGUCAAUCAUUGGGCGGGAACAUCCAGUGGCAAGUUGGGUUGGCCGGGAGGUUGUCAGGGGCGUUACUAAGCGGGGCCUAAAUGCCCAGUGAAGGCGGCAACCAACAUGGAGGCUGCAGAGAGUGAGGGCAACUUCACAACCCGAACCAUCUCGUCUGGGGAAUUAAUCAUGAGAUGAAGAGGAGUUUCACAGAGCUUGCAGGGAGAAAUCUUGCCUAAGGAAAUUACCACUUAGGCUCCACCUAUGCAAGCCUGUGGUUGCACUGAAAUACCACGUGUGCUCAAGACCUGGACUGUGCUCCAAGGGCAGAUCGUAAACUCAGCAAAUCACUGGAAUAGCGAUGAUACCAAAGCUGGUAUUAGUACUAUGGGAAGUUUAGUUAUCUCUCUCUCUCUUGCUGUCUCGCUUUCACUCUCCCUCUUUUUUUAAACUAUGACUAAUAUCCGUGAUGAAAGGUCAACCAGGUUGUCAUGACAACCCCCACCUCUUUUCAGGGGGAUCACUCGGCUCCUAAAUUCUUUGUUGGAUGCGAGGAGGAUGAAAUUGACGACCUGGAAUCAAACAUGAAGGCAGAAAACCGUGACGUUUACGAUGAUGAAAAUGAUUCUGACUCGCCUCCUGAGCGACAAAUCCUGGUGGGGAUUUGUGCGAUGGCGAAGAAGUCGAAGUCGAAACCAAUGACUCAGAUCCUGGAACGUCUGUGUAAAUUUGAGUUUAUCGGUGUUGUCAUUUUUAAUGAGGACGUUGUUCUAAAUGAGCCUGUGGAGAACUGGCCAGUAUGCGACUGUUUGAUCUCCUUCCAUUCCAAAGGUUUUCCACUGGAUAAGGCAGUGGCUUAUGCAAAACUCCGGAAUCCCGUUCUUAUUAAUGACUUGAAUAUGCAAUAUUAUAUACAAGACAGGAGAGAAGUCUAUCGAAUUUUGCAGGAAGAAGGAAUAGAUCUUCCUCGUUAUGCAGUGUUAAAUCGUGAUCCGGCCCGACCUGAUGAGUGUAGCCUGGUGGAAGGAGAUGAUCACGUCGAAGUGAACGGAGAAAUCUUCCAGAAGCCUUUUGUUGAGAAACCUGUGAGUGCAGAAGACCACAAUGUGUACAUUUACUACCCUGUGUCGGCAGGGGGAGGGAGCCAGAGGCUGUUCCGCAAGAUUGGAAGCCGGAGCAGCGUCUACUCUCCUGAAAGUACCGUGCGUAAGACUGGUUCAUACAUCUACGAAGAGUUCAUGCCAACAGAUGGAACAGAUGUAAAGGUAUACACUGUCGGUCCGGACUAUGCUCAUGCUGAGGCUCGCAAAUCGCCAGCCCUCGAUGGAAAAGUGGAACGUGACAGUGAGGGCAAAGAGAUUCGUUACCCUGUGAUGUUAACAGCCAUGGAAAAGCUAGUCGCCAGGAAAGUCUGUGUAGCUUUUAAGCAAACUGUCUGUGGUUUUGAUCUGUUGCGGGCCAAUGGGCAUUCCUAUGUUUGCGACGUCAAUGGAUUCAGCUUUGUGAAAAAUUCGAUGAAAUAUUAUGACGACUGCGCAAAAAUCCUUGGUAACAUAAUUAUGCGGGAGCUUGCCCCACAACUGCAGAUACCAUGGUCCAUACCCACAGAGGCCGAAGAUAUUCCCAUUGUUCCAACUACCUCGGGAACCAUGAUGGAGCUACGCUGUGUAAUAGCAAUCAUUCGCCAUGGAGACCGAACUCCCAAACAGAAGAUGAAGAUGGAAGUCAUGCACCCAAAGUUCUUUGACUUGUUUGCGAAAUAUGAUGGAUACAAGACUGGAAAGCUGAAACUUAAGAAACCGAAACAACUUCAGGAAGUUCUAGACAUUAGUCGUGAACUUUUAGCUGAACUCUUGCAACAUAAUGACUGUGAAAUUGAGGAGAAGAAAUCCAAGUUGGAACAGCUGAAGACUGUGCUGGAAAUGUAUGGCCAUUUCUCUGGGAUAAACAGGAAAGUACAAAUAACAUAUUUGCCACACGGACAGCCCAAGACAUCCAGUGAAGAGGAAGAUUCGAGGAGGGAGGACCCAUCCUUGCUUCUGGUGCUGAAAUGGGGUGGUGAGCUGACACCCGCAGGGAGGGUGCAAGCUGAAGAGCUUGGAAGAGCGUUCAGGUGCAUGUAUCCUGGAGGGCAAGGGGAUUAUGCUGGCUUUCCUGGUUGCGGUCUCCUUCGUCUGCACAGCACGUACAGGCACGACUUGAAGAUCUAUGCCUCCGAUGAAGGCAGAGUGCAGAUGACAGCCGCGGCUUUUGCCAAGGGUCUCCUGGCAUUGGAAGGGGAGCUGACUCCAAUUCUGGUGCAGAUGGUGAAAAGUGCCAACAUGAAUGGUCUUCUGGACAGUAACAGCAACUCGCUUAGUUGCUGUCAACACCGCGUCAAAGCCCGGCUUCAUGAGUUCAUGCAGAAGGAUCAGGAGUUCACAGAAGAGGACUACAAAAAGGUAACCGCGUGCCUGCAUCCACUGGGUUGGGGGAGGAUUGGAUGUGAUAAGGUUCUCUAUUGUCUGAUGACUGUCAGAAUCAACCAGCAGUCAUGUGACUUCUGGUCCUGUUACUGGUUUAUAUGUUUUCUGUGUACAGUGUGUCUUCGACGCCCCUAUUAUUCCUUUGUCUGUAGCCGCUCCAUCUUUACGGAGGAAUAUGGCAUUAAUAAGGAAGAAAAGCUGGACAUUGCCUACGGAUACUGCCUUCCACUGAUCAAGAAGAUGCAGCUGGAUUUACAAAGGACGCAUGAAGAUGAAUCUGUCAACAAACUACAUCCACUCUAUUCCAGAGGGGUGAUGUCUCCCGGGCGCCACGUGCGGACACGGUUGUACUUUACGAGUGAGAGCCACGUUCACUCGUUGCUGAGCUUAUUUCGUUACGGAGGUCUUUUGGGAGAGCUAAAGGAUCAGCAGUGGAAAAGAGCCAUGGACUACCUUGGUGCAGUGUCAGAACUGAACUACAUGACUCAGAUUGUCAUCAUGUUGUACGAGGAUAACAAUAAGGACCCUUCCUCUGAAGAACGGUUUCACGUGGAGCUUCACUUCAGUCCAGGGGCUAAAGGCUGUGAUGAGGAUGAAAACGCUCCCACAGGGUCUGGCUUCCGUCCGGCAUCUGCUGAGAAUGAAGGUGGCUCCAAGACCGAUCAGGGCAGCAUGGAAGACCUUUCAGAGAAUCGAGAGAAUGAUGAUGUGGAUGGAUUUCUUCAGGCAUUGCCAGCCGAGUCUUUUCACACCCACAGGAAGUCUGCCCUGACCAAGGCUCGGAAAAUGGGCUCCAUGGAGGUGCUGUCAGAAAGUUCCCCUAAGUACACUGGAUACCGGCUCUUGGUUCCACCAUAUUCCAAGCAGAUCUCUGACGUGAAGCAGAGCGGACUAGGUUCCCAAUGUGCUGGUUUGUUCAGUACCACAGUACUUGGAGGCUCUUCCAGUGCCCCCAACCUCCAAGACUACGCCCGCUCGCACCGCAGAAAAAGUGGCUCCAGUUACUUUUCUCUGAAGGAUGAAAUGUUGUCUAUGCCAGCCGUUAAAAGAUUUUCUGUCUCGUUUGCAAAGCAUCCGACUAAUGAUAUGUCGGAUAAUCGCUGUGUGGCUCAGUUGCUGAGGCGCCUUUCUGCAGACUACAGUUUCGCCCAGAGUCUAGCCCUUGACUGCGCCUUGGCUCGGCACCUCCAGCAGUGCUCCUACCAUAACCGUCUCUUCAAGAACUGGCUGAUGUCGGAGCAGGAUGAUAUCGACUUCCUCUACGGUUUUGAAGGAUGCUCCAUGGUUCCUUCCAUCUACCCUCUUGAAACGCUCCAUAAUUCACUCUCUCUGAAGCAGGUGAACGAGUUCCUAUCAUCCAUCUCCGAAAUUUGUGGAAAAUCCCACGACAGAGCGACAAAAGAGCUUUCAGCCAUGUUUGAGACCAUGGGAAAUAGCCAGGCUGCGGUGGAUUCAUACAUGCCACAACAGGUCCUGCCCUCCUCAGUUACCUCACUCUCCAUACGUCCUCGCUCGGAGAAGCCUCCUUGGUACAGCAGCGGGCCUUCGAGCACCGUGUCGAGCGCUGGCCCGUCCUCGCCCAAUACCUCGGACAACUCGCCCCGCUUUAGCUUCAGUGACAAGUCGUCGCUCACUCCGCAGAGCAGCGAGGAGCAGCAGCAGCAGUCCGCCCAACUAGCAGCUCCAAGCCACAGUCACAAGGAUCUACAGCUGACCGGACAGGCACAGCAAGCCGCCCAAAGUCAACAGCCGUACCAGAAUCACAGCAGCCCACAGGCAUCGGCCAGCGUGACUGCGCAGGGGCAGCAGGCAGUGGAAGGUUUGGUGGAAACCUAACCAGUGGCUUGCACCGUUGCAUCACACCACAAGCCGUGAGGCGUUCUCUUGAACUUCAGUUGUUAAAAUGACUGAUGCUGUACAGUUUAUACAUCCAGAGAACAUCUGGGGACAGUCCCAGACUGGCAUUAUUGCAGUACUGUAAAAGUUAGGAGCUAAACACCCCCAUUUUUGGAAGGUGAUCUGGAAUCACCUUGCACCUUUAUACACCAGAAGUGAUUGAUCAAGUGGGGGUACAGUACCCCCAAAAAUGUAAUGGAUGGUGUGUUAUUAUCUUGUACGUGUCUCACCCCUAUAACUGUGUACAGAAAACCUGCUGCUUCUUUGUCCAUGCAGUUUGUAAAUUUUAAAAGGUUAUUUAAUGAUGGUAUUUUGUAAAUAUAGAAAUAUAAUUCUGGUGGACAUGGCUGAGAUUUUAGAUUCCAAUCUUCUCCUCUGCCCCACAUCUUUGCGACAUUACAAUUGUUAGUGAAGCAGAGAGGAAAUGUGAUCUUUUCCCUAGUUUUUUGCGUUCCUAUUCAGAUGUGAUUUAUAAAGGGUGUAAAACAUCCCUGAUGUAUGUGAUCUCAUGUGAGCUUUUGCCCAUGUUUGGUCUCACCUCGAAUAAUCUCGGCCAAGCAGAGGUUGGGGGAAUUUCUUUUAUGAUGGAGUGCCCAAGGCGAAGGAAACAAAGCUCUUGAGAAAGUGGUGAUGAGGUCUCUUUUGGAACUGUUGCAAUUGAUUCAGUAAAGGUGCUUCUGCAUUGUCAUUGGGGAGGUUCCACCUGGAUGUGGACUCUGACAGAGGGAACUGUGAUAUGUUUGUUAGUCAGGACGGCAUGGCUUAUAGAAUGGACUCCCAAAAGUCUUUGGCUGUAGAGGUUCAGCUUCAGUGGCCCUAGGCUGGGGAAGCAGGAUAUUAUUAAGCUAAAGACUCUUUUCCUUGAACAAAGAAGACGCUGCACUUGUCAGAAAGACUCCAGUAGCUGUCUCCGAGGUGGACUGGCCACUGGAGAGUUUCCAUGGAAGAAGAGCAGAAGAUCAGGCAGUGCCUGUGGACAGCCAACAUUUCUGCAAGACCAUUUUGCUCCAAGAUCUGCAGCCUCUUGUGUCUCCAUCUUGCUUUUGAACACAUUGCACGAGGCAGUGAAUUAACUGUUCCAAAGAAGCUGCAUCUUUGAAAUAUAUUGGAGAAGCCAAUGUACUUUAUGUUUAAAACGUGGUAUCCAUAUCUUAAUGUGAGUUGUGUGCUAGUUGUAGGGGAGAUAUAAAUAUUUUUAAGUGCCUCAUCUGUUGGUAUGAGUUUUGUUUUGGUUAGCAGAACAUAAAGGAACUAUGACUCUUUUUCAGUGCAACCAGGGACCUAUGCCUGUUGUUCUUAGACUUCCAACAUCAGUAAAAUAUAAUUUGGUUAUCAUCAUCAUGAUAUUUGUCACCUUAUCAUGCAUUAAUUUUGAUUUGAAAGUGCUCUAUCCAGAGGUCCUGGAAUGCAUUAUGUAAACGUCUGUCUUUCUAGGCGAGAAAAUUUGGCCAGGGUUAUGUAUCCCGGUUGUGUGUGUGAGUGUGUGUGUACAUGUGGGUACACACCCAGGCAGGACAGGUGUUUAUCCCAGUUAAACAGUCAGCUGAAGCUCCCUGGAUUGUCACGAUAGUCCUAAUGUAGAGGCGUCUACUAAUCUCCAUGCUCAUAAGACUACUCAUUAUCCGAGGUGAAUCCUCCUCCUGGACUCUCCGGCCUCUUGGCAUCGACUCAAAGCAUCGCAGUUCAAGUGGACACCCAGUAGAACCUUCCAAUGCAGCCCAUUAUGCUCACUGAGACUGCGUUACCAAUGUUACCACCGCAGUAGCUCAGUGGAUUUCUUUUUAUCACUAAAAUCUCACUGCUGUAAGUUCUCCCUCGGGCAAACACGAUACUGCAAGCUCAUCGGUCUCAGUGUUCUGCCUUUGAGAGUCGAGGCUGAGUUUUUGUCAUAAACAUGUCAAAAAAUUACUGACUGAUGGAAUUCUUAGAGGAUAGUUUCCCAAUGCUGAUUUCUUUUUUUUUAAAUGGCAUAUAUCUUGAUACAUGUCCGCAACAAACUUGGGUCAGGUCUGCAAUGACUUAAAUAAUCUCAUGGGGGAUAGUUAUUAGGGAGGAAGAAGUUGCACAUAACACUUCUAGACUAGAGUAUACUCUCCUCUCAUUGCCACAGAAAGCUUGUUUGUAAGGAGAAGGAACUGCAGAUGUUGGUUUACCAAAAAAAAGAUGUUAAGUGCUGGAGUAACUAAGACGAGAACAUAAAUAGGUGACGGUUCGGGUCAGGACCGUUCUUCAGUCCGAAGAAGGGUCCUGACCUGAAACGUCACCUAUCCAUUCAUGUUCUCCAGAGAUGCUGUCUAGCCUGUGUUACUCCAGCUCUAUUUGUAAACGGAGUGUAUGAUGGUGAACUCCCUUGUUAUGACCCUAUGGUGCACGGUAUAGAUUCAACGUGGAGGUGCAGGCUCUUCAAUUGGGGUUUGGUUUUGAAUCAUAUUCUAAUUCAAAAUGCAACCAAAGGCUACUGUCUCACCGCACCAGUGACCCGGAGUUCGUUCCUUUCAUCGGGUCGAGUCUGUGUGGUGUUUGUACGUUCUCCCGGUGACUGUGUAGGUUUCCUCACACAUUCCCAAAGCUUGUGGGUCUCUGUAGGUUCAUCGGCCUCUGUAAAUUGCCUCUAGUAUGUAGGGAGUGGAAGCAAACGUGGGAUAACUAGUGUGAACGGGUGGUCGGCGGCUGGCGUGGACUCGGUGGGCCGAAGGGCCUGUUUCCAUGCUGUAUCUCGAAACUAGACUAUUAGUGGUUGGCAGUGCAUACGUGUGGUCACCAGGCAGAAUCACUUUUGCUCUUUCACUAAUGCACUUUGUUGCUUCCUGGUGGUGUGUUGAGCUGAUGGGAACUGUGGGCCUGCUUGCAAACUAAUCGGAUAGGUAGCUGUUACAAGAGCAGGAAGCAUAACAACACAAGGUCAAAGAGUUGUGAGGUGCAUAGGUGCUUCCUGCAGCUUAAUUAGUGGAUUUUUUUUAAAUUUUGUUUUCAUUGAAUCGAGCAUUGUACCAAUAUAUAUAUCUUGCGUUUGAAUUAAGUACAGGAAAGUUUGGGUGGCGCAGCGGUAUAGUUGCAGCCAGGGACUCAUGUUUGAUCCUGACUAUGGGCACUGUCUGUAUGGAGUUUGUACGUUCUUCCCGUUACCUGGCUGGGUUUUCUCCAGUUGCUCCGGUUCCCUCCCACACUACAAAGACAUAAAGGUUUGUAGGCUAGACACAAAAUGUUGGAGUAACUCAGCGGGUCAGGCAGCAUCUCUGGAGAGAAGGAAUGGGUGACGUUUCGGGUCGUGACCAUUCUUCAUACUGAUGUCAGGACAGUGGGCGGGACAGAGAUAUAAUGUAGUUGGCAACAGUAAUACUGGUGGGAGAACUGGUGGAGAGAGAGGGAAAACAUGGGCAAUUAUAGAUACAGAGCAAAAGACACAGACACUCCUAUUGCAAGUUGAUAAUGGGGAGGAGAGGUUUGAUGUGAGACUUUCACUGCCAGAGCAGUGCGGGAUUCCAUUCAAAGCAUGGAAGAGGGAGUAAAUAUCAUGAGGAGAAUGCUACCUGUGUGAAGCAUGAUUAAACCUAUGUAUAAUAUGAUUUGACUGGAUUGCACCCAAGCUUGGUUUUUGCACUGUAUUUCGGUAAACCAUUGCCAAAACUAGGGAGAGAUUGACGAUCCUCGCAAGCACAGACCCAGGCAGCAUUGUAGCUACAUGUUGUAAUCCUAAUUCUGAUUCUCACUCUCACUUAAUGAGGGUACAUGACUGUUGCGAUGUACACAGCAGUUGGAGGUGGAGUGAGGCACAAACACUGGCAAAGAGCAAAGGACUGCUCUAAAAAAACAUCACUUAAAAGCUGCCUCUAAGAAAAGGUCUGCUCUAAUCUGUUUAUUGCAACACCUUUUCAAAGGACUUUUAACAGCCCCUGCAAGCAAUAGCAUCUAGAGCCUUUAAAUAGACUGAAAAGUACUGUCAAAAAAAUGCUUUGCCGUGCUUCAAAGGUAUCAAAAAUGCUGGGGAAACUCAGCAGGUGAGGCAGCAUCUAUGGAGCGAAGGAAUAGGUGACGUUUCGGGUCUGAAGAAGGGUCUCGACCCAAAACGUCACCUAUUCCUUUGCUCCAUAGAUGCUGCCUCACCCGCUGAGUUUCUCCAGCAUUUUCGUCUACCUUCGAUUUUUCCAGCAUCUGCAGUUCCUUCUUACACACUGCCGUGCUUCAAAGUGACUCUGUAAUACUGGCUAUGAAUUUGAUGCAAGGAACUUGACGGGGCAUUUCUAGAAUGGACCCUGCAGUGCAGGCUGGUUGCAAACUUUCACAUUUUUAAUUUUGUAGCAAAAUAAAUCCCAAAUAAAAGUUGACGCUAAAAAAAUGAGUAAACUGUGCAAACAAGUGGCUCCACAUGCAGGGAAUGGAGGAUAUUGAUCACGUGCAGGCAGAUAUGAUAUGAUACGAUAGAACUUUAUUGAUCCCAGGAAGGAAUUUUGUUUCAUUGGAAAUCAAUCAUUGAUGCCAUUAGUUUUUCGGCAUCAUGUUGGGCACGGACAUUGUGGGCUGAAGGGCCAGUUUCCUGUACUAUACUGUUUCUAUAAUGUUUGUUUUAUAAAGUAUAGAGUUGACUGUACUACGGGACACUAGACCCACCAUGUCCAUAUUGCUUGGAUAAUCUAGGUCUGUCUUCACUUCCCCACUCUCCCUUGUGGCCUGGGGCUCAUAUGUCCCUACACUGAUAUACUUGCCUUAAAACUCUAUCCUCAUAAUAAUGCUCUUAUAAAUUGGUUCUUUGAUCAAGCCUUUAAGGGUCUGUCUCACUUGGGUGUCAUUUGCGCAUCCCAAAAAUCCCAAAAUCCUGGCACGCCGCGCGCGACUUUGCCUACGACACCGCGCAUCACGUGCAGGUCGUGACGCGUAAAUGAUGUACAAAUGUCGCCCAAGUGGGACAGGCCCUUUAAUCCCUUGUUUGGGUAUCUCCUAGAGUAUUUAUUGCUGUUUGUACCAGCAUGUGAAUCACUCCUGGGAUGUUUCACUGCAUUGAGGUGCAGUAAUGCUUAAGAUGAACAUUUCUUUCUCAACUAUUUCCUUGCUCCAACUGUUCUAGAUGUCUCCCAACACCUCCUCACCAUUCCCUUCUCUUGAAAUGUGUUCAUAAUUAAAAUCGUGCUGUUUGAUAAACCAUAUUUUAAAAUUUAGAUUACCUGUCAGCUGUUCAUGACAGCAUCACCAAAUACAUCGAGCAAGUCAUGGAGCCACUAAAGCUAUGUAUCAGGUGAGAUAUUUUUGUUAUCUCCUCUGGCAUUAAGCUGCAACUGAGCUGAGUCUGCAGAAUGAUUUAGAGAGAGCCUUUAACCUGACCAAUUUGUGGAAAAGUUGCGGCUGUGGAUAUGGAUUCUCAUCGCAUUGAUUAAUGGAUACGAAUGGUUCACAGUGAUCUGUAUAUGGUCUAUUAAAAUGAUUUAUUGAUGGGGUAUUUGUGAAGAGGCUCGGCCAAAUGAAGGUGGCCCAAUACUGGUUGAAGUCUGGUUUUCACUUGCGUGAAGAAGCAAAAUAGAAAUGCCCACUAAAUGCAAACUACAACAAGUUCGAGCUGUACUAAAUGUAGCAGAUAGUGGAAAACCACUUUAAAAACAUAGAAACAUAGAAAUUAGGUGCAGGAGUAGGCCAUUCGGCCCUUCGAGCCUGCACCGCCAUUCAAUAUGAUCAUGGCUGAUCAUCCAACUCAGUAUCCCGUACCUGCCUUCUCUCCAUACCCCCUGAUCCCCUUAGCCACAAGGGCCACAUCUAACUCCCUCUUAAAUAUAGCCAAUGAACUGUGGCCUCAACUACCCUCUGUGGCAGAGAGUUCCAGAGAUUCACCACUCUCUGUGUGAAAAAAGUUCUUCUCAUCUCGGUUUUAAAGGAUUUCCCCCUUAUCCUUAAGCUGUGACCCCUUGUCCUGGACUUCCCCAACAUCGGGAACAAUCUUCCUGCAUCUAGCCUGUCCAACCCCUUAAGAAUUUUGUAAGUUUCUAUAAGAUCCCCUCUCAAUCUUCUAAAUUCUAGAGAGUAUAAACCAAGUCUAUCCAGUCUUUCUUCAUAAGACAGUCCUGACAUCCCAGGAAUCAGUCUGGUGAACCGUCUCUGCACUCCCUCUAUGGCAAUAAUGUCCUUCCUCAGAUUUGGAGACCAAAAUGCUUACAAUUGCUACAAAAACAAAAUGCUUACAAUUGUUGAAAAUGAUGAAGAAUCAUUCGGCUGCAGAAGCUUUACUGCUUUUUCUUCAUUGAGAUCGAUCCUACAUCAAGGACUUUACACCAGACUUUAUCUCCCUACACAAAAAUACUGGAGAAACUCAGCGGGUGCAGCAGCAUCGAUGGAGCCAAGGAAAUUGGCAACGUUUCAGGCCGAAACCCAAAGGAAAUAGGCAACGUUUCGGGUCGAAACCCAAAGGGUUUCGACCCGAAACGUUGCCUAUUUCCUUCGCUCCAUCGAUGCUGCUGCACCUGCUGAGUUUCUCCAGCAUUUUUGUCUACCUUCGAUUUUCCAGCAUCUGCAGUUCCUUCGUAAACACAUUAUCUCCCUCCCUCGUUUCCCAUGGGGUCAUCGAUUCCCUAGAGUCCACUCGCACUGAUUUGUUUUGCCUGUAACUUUUUAUGCAAAGUGCUUUGUGUGUCUCUCUGCCUCUCUGACCUCUGUAAGAUGUUGUCUGAUCUGUUCCUUAAUCCCUGCCCAUCAGGUUGCUAUUCCUUACCUCAGAGUUGACCCUGCAAUAGGGCUUUAGAAAUAGGUUUCCUUAAGCCGAUUUGACACACUCCCCCGGUGAUUAAUAGAGAGUCGUGCAUUGUAUUUAUCAUACGGGAUGUGCGGAAAUUGCACGGCUUUAUCAGUUUUUUACUUGCAUCAUUUCUUUGCACUUUGUGUAUUUUGUAAGGGGAAAUUUCAGAACAAUACACUUUGCAUUGACAGAUUGCCCACCAUGUGUAUUGCUGUAUUCAGCACUAGUAUCGCUGAAACAAAGUUUGCAGCAGGGCUUUGAAACUGGGUGUCGGAACGAGGCGACACACCACCCUGAUGAGCUGUGAAGCUCACCAAAAGGUCAGUCAGCCUAUAGGGCCUGUCUCACUUGGUUACCGCCGGCAUCAUUAACUGACAUAGAAACAUAGAAAUUAGGUGCAGGAGUAGGCCAUUCGGCCCUUCGAGCCUGCACCGCCAUUCAAUAUGAUCAUGGCUGAUCAUCCAACUCAGUAUCCCAUCCCUGCCUUCUCUCCAUACCCCCUGAUCCCCUUAGCCACAAGGGCCACAUCUAACUCCCUCUUAAAUAUAGCCAAUGAACUGUGGCCUCAACUACCCUCUGUGGCAGAGAGUUCCAGAGAUUCACCACUCUCUGUGUGAAAAAAGUUCUUCUCAUCUCGGUUUUAAAGGAUUUCCCCCUCAUCCUUAAGCUGUGACCCCUUGUCCUGGACUUCCCCAACAUCGGGAACAAUCUUCCUGCAUCUAGCCUGUCCAACCCCUUAAGAAUUUUGUAAGUUUCUAUAAGAUCCCCUCUCAGUCUCCUAAAUUCUAGAGAGUACAAACCAAGUCUAUCCAGUCUUUCUUCAUAAGACAGUCCUGACAUCCCAGGAAUCAGUCUGGUGAACCGUCUCUGCACUCCCUCUAUGGCAAUAAUGUCAUUCCUCAGAUUUGGAGACAAAAACUGUACGCAAUACUCCAGGUGUGGUCUCACCAAGACCCUGUACAACUGUAGUAGAACCUGCAUGCAUACAUUCAAUGACUGGUGUACCAUGACACCCAGAUCUCGCUGCAUCUCCCAUCAGUCCACCAGGUAAAAUUCGCGGCAUGAUGACGUAUUGACGCGCGCCGUUUUUUCAAGUGUCGUAACAUUCUUUUUGUCGCCACCGCAGGAUGUUGAAAUGUUCGAAAUCGUUUGGCGACAUUGAUAUGACGCUGGCAGUCGCGGAAAUAAAACAAAACGGCAAGUGCAACAGGCCCUUGAGGGUUUCUGCGGACAGGCACAAAAUGCUGGCGUAACUCAGCGGGACUGGCAGCAUCUCUGGAGAGUGGGUGACGCGCCCAUUCCUUCUCUCUACAGAUGCUGCCAGUUCCGCUGAGUUACUCCAGCAUUUUGUGUCUAUCUUGGGUUUAUAUCAGCUUCUGCAGUUCCUUCCUGCGCUGGGUUUCUGUGGAUUGGAUUUGCAUCUCCUCUGUAUCUUAGUGGUAUAUUGGGAGCUUUUUGGUCAUUGUAUUUGGCAGCUGAAGAUCAGAGCAGCAGAGAGCAAAGGGAGUUGUUCUGUUGUAGGUUAAACAAAGCUCUGAAUUCUGCCUACAAUCCCCUUUUCUGGUUAUUUUAAACUCUGGCACAGUUUUUUUCUUUUACUUUAAUUUAGAUAUAUUUCAAGAUCUUGAACUUGUUUGGGCGGGGAGUUUAACAUCCAGGUCACUUUUUUUUUAGAAAGAAUUGCAAUAACCUAGCCGUGGUAUUUCACAUCCCAUGGUAGAGUUUUCCUUUCCUGGGUCAGAAUUGUGGGAUGGAGCCCAGGAGGUUCGUUCAAUGUUUCCACUUGAUUAAGGGCCUGUCCCACUUGGGUGUCAUUUGCGCGUCAUUAACAAGGCAUCCUAAAAAUUGGUUGGCGCGCCUUGCACACGCUGACGUACUGAUGGCGCACGCUGGCAUACUGACGGCGUACGUGUAAGCGGGUGGUGACGUAUAGUGACGCACGAACAUUGCCUAUGCUAAUUUAUUGAGCGUCGCCGGGCGUCAACGUCCGUAACCAUGCUCCGCCCGUACGCCAUCGGCGCGUCAUUUGAGCGCCGCACCACGUGACCACCCAGGUAUAAAGCGCGCGUGGUCUUGAAAAAUUUCCACCAUAAUAUCUUUGAUUUUCACUGGGAAAUCCUUGCCACGGAGAUCGGACUAAGUACGAAUGACAUUGCAAAUGGCUGCCGAAAGAAGUAGGGCCCUCAAGACCAGCCUGUCGCGUAAAUGAUGCGCAAAUGACGCCCAAGUGGGGCGGGCCCUUUAGUUUUCCCUUGUACUGGACUGACCUGCUAAUGUAAAAUCCCCACCACCUUGAUCUCUUUGUCACACCCGUGGAUAUUUCAUGCUACAGAAAAGUGGAUGUAAACCACAAACCUCAGAGGUUGAAUGAAUUAUGUUUCUUUUGUUGAUGGCAGAGACUAAAGAUUGAUUUAAAAAAAAAAAAAUUUAAGACGCUUUAUUUCUUCGUGAUGUCGGGGAGGGGAGAAGGGAAAGACUGUAACGUUCAUGGAAUCAUGAUAUCUUAACUUAUUGAAAUAUUUUCCAUUGUGCAGUUUACAAAUUAUUUCAUUAAUAAAGCUUAAAAGAUGCAGCAAAAA
Leucoraja erinaceus (little skate) is the source of this 13751-nucleotide messenger RNA. It is a transcript of the gene ppip5k1a, whose product is annotated as diphosphoinositol pentakisphosphate kinase 1a. Gene Ontology annotation, cellular component: cytosol. Lineage: Eukaryota; Metazoa; Chordata; Chondrichthyes; Rajiformes; Rajidae. Gene Ontology annotation, molecular function: 5-diphosphoinositol pentakisphosphate 1-kinase activity; inositol hexakisphosphate kinase activity; diphosphoinositol pentakisphosphate kinase activity. The coding region runs from base 588 to 4397 and encodes 1269 amino acids. The transcript is spliced from 31 exons. Gene Ontology annotation, biological process: inositol phosphate biosynthetic process; inositol metabolic process. The record is from RefSeq and is a predicted model, not a curated record.